Mollisia scopiformis is the source of this 2033-nucleotide messenger RNA. RefSeq lists its product as uncharacterized. Bases 247 to 1554 code for a protein of 435 amino acids. The record is from RefSeq and is a predicted model, not a curated record. Gene Ontology annotation, biological process: regulation of peptide transport. Lineage: Eukaryota; Fungi; Ascomycota; Leotiomycetes; Helotiales; Mollisiaceae. The transcript has 5 exons. Gene Ontology annotation, cellular component: membrane.
GACAGCUCCAUCGUCUAUACAUUUCUUGGACAGACAGCAGCACCAUUAUGCCAAGCUAUUCUGAGCAAUACCUCUCUGCCUUCCGUUCUUGCUCAUUGCGAGUCCAUCUCUCAGCAUUCACUUUCCGCUGAAAGCUCUGGACUGUCAGACCUACGCCGUACCGUCCAAACUCCGAUAAGAUAAUAAGCAUAAAGUGGGAUCGAAGAGUGUACAAGGAGUGCUCCAAGCUCUCUCUUUCCUUCCAAAAUGGCAGAUAAUUAUCCACCAGCUGGUCAAAACCCAUCAGAACACCAUGACAGAUACUCGAUCCCACCGUUGCAAUCGAGUGUGAAGCCCAAGGGUUUUCGGGCCUCUGCGGGUUUGGAGAAUGUUGCUCGCCGAACUUUGGGCAUCAUACUUCUCUUGACCACCGUUGUAUUAUGGACUGCCUCGAACUUUUUGUCAAGUUACAUCUUCGCAGACAAUACAUACUCGAAACCAUACUUUGUCACCUAUGUGAACACGGCGACUUUUGCUAUAUCCUUGAUUCCCAUAUUGAUUCGAUUAUCCUACGAACAUGGUUUUGCACAUGUUCAGACAUCGGCGGUGGAAUUCUGGCGAAGUAGGGUUGGCCACUAUCGAGGCGUGAAGACAAAGUCGGAAGAUACAGAGGAUGACCUAGAGGAUCCCAUGUCUGCUAGCCAGACCCGUCUCUUGGUUGAUGACGAGCCAGCGUCGAUGCAUGGCGCUUCUAGUGAUGUCGGAGCUCAAGAGGGGAUGUUGAGCCUUCAGGAGACAGCUACACUCAGUUUGGAAUUCUGUCUGCUGUGGUUUGCAGCGAAUUAUUUGGUGUCGGCUUGCCUGGAAUAUACAAGUGUUGCGAGCUCAACCAUCUUGACUUCGACAAGCAGCAUUUGGACCUUAAUCUUCGGAGCUUUCGCCCGAGUGGAACACUUCUCGUACAGAAAGCUGAUUGGAGUGUUCGCAUCGCUGAUUGGCAUCAUUCUGAUCUCCUCCGUCGACCUAUCAAGCGAAAACAAUGACGAGAAUCGUGGGAAUUUCCCCCAUAAGACCAAGCGUGAGAUAGCACUUGGCGAUGCGAUGGCAUUCGCAAGUGCUGUCGUUUAUGGUGUAUAUAUCGUCGUCAUGAAGAAAAAGGUCGGCAAUGAGGAUCGUGUGAACAUGCCUCUGUUCUUUGGCCUGGUGGGGUUUUUCAACCUCGUAUUCUUGUGGCCAGGAUUAUUCAUCCUCCAUUUCAGUGGCGUGGAGUCAUUUGCGUUACCUCCCACCGGAAAGGUGUGGACGAUUGUGCUCGUGAACGCUGUGAUAUCCCUCGUCAGCGACUUUGCUUGGGCAUACGCUCUUUUGCUUACCACCCCGUUGGUCGUGACAGUUGGCAUUUCAAUGACUAUACCAUUGUCCUUGAUUGGACAGAUGCUGUUGAGCGCCCAGUAUUCCAGCGCUACCUACUGGGUGGGAGCUUGCGUCGUUCUUUUGUCCUUUCUGUUCAUCAACCACGAAACUCGAGAAGAGGGCGAGGCUCAACCCCAGCCAGACGCAGUCUAUCCUGUAUGACGAAUCCUAGCUGCCUGCGUUCGGGCGUGGGUCAUUGCAUCCCAGAAUAGCAAACUACUUGAAUUGGGUCCAGUUUGCCGUCAUCUCCGAUGCCCAUCACCUUGUACACCGUUUAGAUUGAGGGGGGAUAUAGAACGCGUUCAAUACAAUCGUCUCUUGAUAUCGACUGUUGAAACCGUCAGUAAAUAUUUUCAAGCACGGAUUGCAGACCAAAUUCGGAUAGAUACACCAAACUUCUUCUUCCAUCCCGUGGAGAGGUCGAUUCUGAUUGUAGCCGAAUCAUUUCUUCUGCGCGGAGUUCAAAAAGAGAUUAGAAUGCAGUCUCUGGGUGUUAAACGUUGGAUUGUUUGCACCGUGGUUCCUUCUGAAUUUGCUCGCUUCGUGGUUUCGAAAGGGGCGGCUCGCUUCGGGCUGUGACUUCUCAGAUAGGGCUUUCAAAAAGGAAAGAACAUUACGACUUUCGAAAGGAGAUUUCCUUC